Molecule: messenger RNA, 946 nt
Organism: Malania oleifera
Lineage: Eukaryota; Viridiplantae; Streptophyta; Magnoliopsida; Santalales; Ximeniaceae
Product: major allergen Pru ar 1-like
Exons: 2
Coding region: 222-695 (157 amino acids)
Biological process (GO): abscisic acid-activated signaling pathway; defense response
Cellular component (GO): cytoplasm; nucleus
Molecular function (GO): abscisic acid binding; signaling receptor activity; protein phosphatase inhibitor activity
Source: RefSeq, a predicted model, not a curated record
ACCUUUGCGAAGGCACAUUGAGGGAGGGACGACAUGCCCCCAGAAUUCCAGUCUAUAAAUACUCCCUCAACGCUACUGCAUUCCCUCGUCCACCUCUCCCAGGCUUAAUUCCCAUUCAUUACCUUUAAAUCUAUUUCUUCUCCCUCUCUCUCUGCUCUCCACUUCCCAGGCUCCAAACUUAUUAUAUAUUUUGCAUUAUCCACCAGUCUAGAGGAAUUAAUAUGGGCGUGAGCAGCUACAGUCAGGAGAACACUUCCACGGUGCCGCCGGCGAGGUUCUACAAAGCCUUGAUCCGCGACGCCCACAACCUCGUCCCUAAGCUCCUCCCCCACGCCACCAAGAGCAUCGACGUUUUCCAAGGCCAAGGCGGCGUUGGCACCAUCAUCCAAAUCAACCUCCCCGACGGCAAGCACGUGAAGCACAGGUUUGAUGUGAUCGACGACGAGAACUUCUCGUGCAAGUACACUCUGAUCGAAGGGGAUGCGUUGAAGGGCGGCAUUGAAUCCAUUGUUUACGACACCAAGUUCGAGGCCUCGCCGGACGGCGGGAGCGUCUGCAAGAGGACGGUUGAGGUGCACGCCGCCUGUGAUGCAGAGGUCAAGGAAGAGGAACUCAAGGCUGGGAAAGAAAGGGCAGAGCAGUUGUACAAGGCUGUCGAAGCUUACCUCUUGGAAAACCCCACUGCCUACGCUUAAAUCUUCUUAAACAACCCUCUUCACUGUCAAUGGCGCCGUAGAUGCGACCGUAUCAAAAUACGACUACGUUUCAAUCAUAAUUAAUUAAUAAAGAGUGUGUGCUGUUGUUGCUAAUUAAGAAGGAGUGUGCGCUGUUGUUGCUGUUGGUUUUUUUUUUUUUCCCCUCUUGUUAAGAUGGAACAGUGCAAUAUAUGCCUAUGUACGUACCUUGGUUUGAGAAAUAAGGAACCAUUCUGUUCCAAUUUCAACUA